AUGCGGGGUGGAGAGGUUGUGGUGCACGGCACUGGCAGCCACCUGGGCUCCCCUGUGGCCUGGUCCCUGCGCUUCCGCCGCGACGGGGCGUUUUACGAGGAGAUACGCAGCAAAUACUUGACUUUCAAGUGGGGGCACAACGGCGGCGCAGACAGCACAUGCUGGGAGGUGGACCCUGCGGGUGUGGCCAAGCACCUCGAGUACGACGACCACGAGUCGAUGCUGCUGGCGCUGCUGGUGCGGUCGGGGUGCUGGCUGGACCGGGAGGCCAUGGCGGGGCGGCUGGAGUUCAGGGCGCUGCACACAGACGGGGUGGCCGCGACGCCCAAGCGGGCGGGUAUGUGGUCCGCCAACGGCCACGACGGCGGUCGCAGCAGCAGCAGCAGCAGCAGCAGCAGCAAUAGCGACAGCAACAGCAGCAACAACAGCAGGAGAAACAGCAGCAACAGCAGCAACAGCACCAUCAACGUUAAUGACAGCAGGGGGAGCAGCAGCAGCGGCAGCAGCAGCACGCAGGAGCGGUUCAUCAGCGGCGCGGAUGCAUCAACAAGCUAUUUGACAUCCCAAAACAGUAGCAACAGCGGCGUCAACAGCAGCGGAUGUGUGGCCGCAGGCAGCAGCAGCAGCAGCAGCAGCGCCGGUGGCGUCACGGCAAAUGGCCCCGCCCCCAAGGGCCCUGCCCGGCGGGCGGCCAAGCGGCUGCAGGGCGCGACACGCCCCCCGCGCAGCUCCGGGCGGCCUCCGAUAUACAUUGACAUUGCCCUGAAAGGCACACAGAUGCUGGCGCGUGUUGAAAUCUGCCCUGACACCUGGCGGCCAGUCGGCUUUGGCCAGGCCUUGGUGGGCUGGGACGACUCCAGCGGCGUGGCGGCGCCCUCCCUCUGGGUGUUCAAGGGCUGGACGCUCUGGCAGCCGCCCCCGGGGGCGCCCCCUGGCGGGGCCGGCGGGGCGGUGUGGAUGACGGCGGCGGACGCGAAGGUGUCGCAGUCGGCGCAGGGGGCGCCUGGGGAGCAGCGGCAGCAGGAGCGGAACGGCGGCCCCGGCGUGCACUACCCAAUGCGCGUGUGCCACAACGCCACCGUCGGCGGCGCCCACGACUACCACACCACCAAGGUGCAGCUGCAGAGCGCCCGCAUAUCCAGCGUCGCCUUCACCAUCCCCCUCUGCACCAAGCUGCCCGUGGACGCGUCCUUCGACGCCAGCCAGCCCGCAGGCACCUGGGCCUGGAAGGCGUCCAGCGGCCACAUUGUGGCGGAGGUGCACAUCAGCGGCAUGCCGCCCGGUUACAUGCUGCUGGACACGGGCGCCAGCGGCUUUGUGCUGCAGGCGGGGCUGGCGGCCAAGCACGGCCUCACGCGCUUUGGGCAGCUCAACAUCGCCGGGCUCACGGGCAAGGAGCAGCAGUCUGUGCGCCAGGGGCUGGAGAAGGCCAAGAAUAAGUGGCACGCGGAGGUCAAGGCGCGCAAAAAGGCGCGAGAGGCGGAGCGCAGGGCGGCGGAGGAGGAGGAGCGGCGGCGCCAAAAGGAGAAGGAGGCAACAGAGGAGACCAUCGCGCAGCGCCUUGACGACCUCGAAAAGGAGAUGGAGAAGUGCGCUGUCCGCCGCGCCCCUCUGGGCGCCGACCGCCACCACCGCGCCUUCUGGUGGGGACUCGGCGGCCACGGCGCCGCGCUGCUGUCCGGCGGCGGCGGGGCUGGCGGCGGCGGGGGCAUUGAAGGGGCACUGGCGGCGGGGGCGGGGGCGGAGGAGGCGUGGCUGGCGGUGGACACGCCCGACAUUGCGGAGCGGCUGCCGGCGGCGCUGGACGUGCGCGGCGCGCGAGAGAAGGAGCUGCGGGCGACGCUUGAGAAGGCCGUCCCCGAGAUCUCCGCGGCCCUCCGCCGCGCGCGCGAGUCGCCCGCCGCGCCCGCCGGCGCCCCCAAGCCGCCGCGCCCCGAGAAAGGCGCCCGCGCGCCCGAGCGCGAGCUGCCCUCGCGCCACGCGCGCCGCGCGGCCGAGGAGCAGAUCAAGGCGCAGGCCGCGCUAACCUCGGACUUCAAGGCGGACCGCGCCGCGGCCACGGCUGAGGAGAAGCGGCGCCGCGACGCCCCGCCGCCGCGCGACGGGCUGUCUGGGGGCGACUUCGGCGGGCUCUUCGGCGGCGCGGCCGCGUGGGACGGCGGGGCCCUGCUGACGGCGGCGGACUGCAUGGCGGCGCUCGCGUCAUCCGCGUCGGCCGCGCGCGCCCCGGGGCCGGCGGGCGGGUGGGUGGCGUGGCGGCGGAAGCUCGAGGCGAUCGUCUCGUCGGGCGAGAUCGACUCUUCGUGGCUCUCCGCCGCAGAGGAGCAGGCCGCCGCUGCAGCUGCUGCAGGCGGCGACGCGGCGUCGGCCGCGGCGGCGGCGCUGACGGCGGCGCCGCCGGGCAUGGUGGGCGACCGGGGGCGCGUGUUUGUGCAGCUGAGGCUGCGGCUUUUGGAGUUGGAGGAAUAUCUGGUGGCGGCGACUGGGGAGGGGGAGCUGUACGGUCAGGAGGAUGAGGAGGAGGGGGAGGAGGAGGGUGCUGAGGCAGACGGGGAGGAGGAGGGAGGGGAGCAGGAGGAGAGGGCGGAGGAGCAGGAGGAGGAGGAGGGGCACGAGGCGCCGAAGGGCGGCGGCGGCGGCAAGAAGGGCGGCAAGCGGCGCCGCGGCGGCCGGGGCGGCAGCGGGCGCGUCAAGCGCGCGCGGGGGUCGGGGGCAGAGGCAGACGGGGGGGCGGAGGAGGAGGGUAAGGGGGACGCGGAAAUGGCGGACGCUGACGAGGACGGCGCGGGCCCGAGCGAGAAGCGCGGCGGCGGCGGCCGCCGCAGCCGGCCAGCCGGCGCCAAGGGCCGCGGCGUGCGGCGCGUCUCGCAAGCAGACCGCGACGGCGGCGCAGACGGGGCCGCGGGGGGCGGGGAUGAGGAGGAGGAGGAGGCAGCGGAGGCGGCGGCUGAGGAGCGGCGCGCGCCGCGCAGCGCGGGCAAGCAGCGGCAGCACCAAUCGGGGCGGCGGCCGGACGAGCGGCUGCGGCUGCUGGAGGACCCGGAUUACUUCCCGCCCGUCUUCGAUGACGAGGUCCCGCAAGACGAUGACAGCGCCAUCCCCGCCUCCCGCCAGCCCGCCUGCAUCUGGCGCGCCGCGCCCGAGCGCGCCGCCUGGCGCACGGCGGCCGGCGCGGCCGCGACGGCCGCGGCGCUGGGCUACUGCGCGGCGGCGCUGGGGGCGCACGGGGAGGGGCCGGUGGCGGCGCUGAGGGGCGGGAAGAAGAAGGCGUGA
Messenger RNA from Monoraphidium neglectum, 3273 nucleotides. RefSeq lists its product as hypothetical. The coding region runs from base 1 to 3273 and encodes 1090 amino acids. NCBI's taxonomy places the organism in Eukaryota, Viridiplantae, Chlorophyta, Chlorophyceae, Sphaeropleales, Selenastraceae. The record is from RefSeq and is a predicted model, not a curated record. The transcript is spliced from 13 exons.